GAAGUGUGGACGAGAUUAAAUGGGAAGCUUGCCAGCACCCAAAUAAAAUGUACGUGGCUGUUGCCUACCACAGUUAAGCAAGUGGACUACGCAAGGAUCAAAGAAAUUAAUUUUUCUUCUGCAAAGACACUAAAAGCCGACCUCGAUAAGUCCAUUGAAACGGUUGCUUUCCCUGUUGUUGAUUCAAGUCCACCAUCUCACACCUCCACACCUAAACGUCAAGAAGUGAAAAUGUCAUCAUCUCUAGAACCUUCUGCUGAAGAAAUGGAUGCUUUUUAUCACUCUUUGAGUGAAUGCAAAAUUAAACCAGUAUGUUUAAGUUUAAUUCACCCAUUUGCUGAUUCAUUUAUUUCAAGUACUAGAAACAUUAAGGCGGUGACAGACUUGUUUGAUCCCAAGUAUCUAGAUCUUUCAUAUACUGAUCUUCUAAAGGAGUGUAAUAAAGUACAAUUGAACCUAUCUGAUGAAGAUAUUAAGUCAAUCGAAAGGGAAACCGUGGAUCAGGCCAAAGGGAGUGCUUUUUUUAGACACAGGGCUGGAAGAGUAGGGGCUUCCAAAUGCCGUGCAGCCAGUCAUACAGAUCCUUCACAGCCCUCCCAGUCUCUGGUCAAAGCUAUUUGUUAUCCAGAUAUUUUUCGCUUUUCCACAGCAGCCACAAGAUAUGGAUGCAAACAUGAGGAUAUUGCCAUCGCAGAGUAUGAAAAAACAAUGCGAAAAACUCAUGCUAACUUUGUUAUAACUAAAUGUGGAACAAUUAUAAACAAGAAGUACCAAUUUUUACAUGCCACUCCAGAUUUUCUCUGUGAAUGUGAUUGCUGUGGACAGGGAUGUGGGGAAGUCAAGUGCCCCUACUGCAUUGAUGGAGUUGACUUUGACAGUUAUGUGCAAAAGAAAUCUUCCUGUUUGCAGAAAAAUGAAUCUUGUUUCCAACUCAAAAGAGAUCAUGACUAUUAUUACCAAGCACAACAACAAAUCCAUACAAGUGGGAGAGGAUAUUUAGAUUUUAUUGUGUGCGCCUCAGAUGGGCAAAAAACGAAAUUUUUCUUGGAAAGGCUUGCUCCAGACAUGAAACACUGGGAAACACAAAUUCCCAAACUAGAGACUUUCUGGAGAAUUUGCAUAUUACCAGAAAUAUUGGGAAGAUGGUAUACCCGAAAGAUGGAUUUAAAAGCCCAGCUUUCCCCAGAAGAAGUCACAAAACCUGGUGACUGUUACUGCAGGGAAACAACUAGUGAAGCACCAAUAACAUGUGCCAACCACACAUGCAAAAUAUCCAAAUUUCAUCCAUCCUGUUUGGGUAUCAAGAAUGUAACAGUUCCAAAAAUGUGGUACUACCCUCAUUGUAGAAAGUUGCCCCAAUUUACCAGGGCAAAAAGCAAGAAAUUGCCUGAAAUGAAGGAUCAAUUCCUAAGUGAGGCAACAAAACUUGCAACUAUCUGCACAUGUCAAAAAAAAGCACAGACAAAUGAUAAACUGCUGAAAUGUCAUAAUGAACAGUGCUCAAAUGGUAAAUUUUUUCAUCUGUCCUGCAUGUCUUACAAACGUUAUCCAAGCAAUGCAAGAACAACCUGGCUUUGCUAUAACUGCAAGAUUACAGCACCUAAAAGUAGACCAUCAACACCAGCUCAAGGGAAUUCUGAUUUGGUAGGAGAACCAGCUGGAACACCCGAUAGUGUAAUGUCAGCCCCUAUUAUUAAUGAUUCAAGCUCCCAAAGUGAUAAUGAUUUGAAGGCAGAUUCACCUGCAACACCAAUCAACAUCAGUGCAAACACCCCACAGGAUAGUGAUGUGGAAGGAGAAUCAUCCCCAAAUCCUGACCCAGAUGUUUUGUUUGUCAAAGAAACUGUCAAUACAAAUGUUAAUAAGACGGGUUCACUAGGGAAUCUGACUGAAAGAGAAUUUGCAUUGAUAGAGGAUACACAUGGCUGGUUAGACUGUUCUAUAAUCCACCAGGCACAAAUCUACCUCAAACAGUUAAAUCCGAACAUUGAAGGAUUUCAAAGGCCAACACUUGGUCCAAUAAGAGCCUUUGACAUUAUCAGUGGUGAAUUCAUACAGAUUUUGAACACUGGAGGUAACCACUGGGUAUGUUUAAGUUCCAUUGGUUGCUCCAGUGGCCAUGUUAAUUUAUAUGACAGUUUUUUUCAUGAUGUUGUCUGUGACGACAUUGAGGAACAGGCAAGAAGUCUACUCGGACAGGACUUCAGGGGAAUUAAUGUUGUCCCUAUUCAGCAGCAACUAAAUGGAUCUGACUGUGGGAUAUUUGCUAUAGCAUUUGCUACGAGCCUUGUUUUUAUGCAAGACCCCUUGAGUAUUCAAUUUGAUAUCCCGAAAAUGCGUCCUCACCUUUCAAGAUGUUUGAGGUCCAGUAGAAUGGAACUUUUUCCAGCCGUUGAUCUUUAA
Messenger RNA from Porites evermanni, 2403 nucleotides. The record is from the annotation of a GenBank genome assembly. NCBI's taxonomy places the organism in Eukaryota, Metazoa, Cnidaria, Anthozoa, Scleractinia, Poritidae.